UCAUUAUAAAAGAGCCGAUCAGACAACAUUACUGAGUAUCAGACACUAAGAUGAAGAAUUUGGCGAUUCUCUUUCUGAUUGCGACAGUGCUGCCCUCUGUCUGGACGAGAUCUCAUCAAGAAGCAGACGACACUUUGGUUGAACGAGAAGAUGACUUGGACAUCACCAGCCUAUCAGAAGAUGAAUUGAAUCAGUUUGUCGACGAAGCCCGCGAAAGCCUGAAAAGAGCUGCUGAGGAACUCUUUGACGACGAACCGGUGCAGUCGCAGACACCUGACAAACGGCAGAGGUUACCGCCCAGUCCUAAGUUCCCUGUCCCCAAGUUCAACUUCAAACCACCACCACCACUGUUCAAAACUAACUUCAACUUAGAGGAACUCUUUGAUGACGGACCUGUGAAGUCACAGACAGCUGAGAAACGGCAGAGGUUGCCAAGCAACCCUAGGAUCACUCUCCCCAGCUUCAAAGUACCACCACCCCCAGUUCCCAAGUUCCCGUUCAAAACUAACUUCAACUUAGGGAAAGGUUUUAGCUUCGGAAGCAAGGGAUUAUCGUUCCAGCAGGGAAAUUUCAAAGCAAACCCGAAACCAACGUUUUCAUUUGGGAAAUCCGGACUUAAAUUCACUGGCGGAAAAAUUAUAUUUCUGUUUCGUUAAAAGAACGUUAUUACUAUCUCUCCUUCAUAUCAUGGAGACAGAUGAUUAAAAAUGAUGAAUAAAUCUGGAAAUAAGUUAUUUUAGCAACUAA
Molecule: messenger RNA, 747 nt
Organism: Gigantopelta aegis
Lineage: Eukaryota; Metazoa; Mollusca; Gastropoda; Neomphalida; Peltospiridae
Exons: 4
Coding region: 51-656 (201 amino acids)
Source: RefSeq, a predicted model, not a curated record